This is a messenger RNA of Erythranthe guttata (spotted monkey flower), 1303 nucleotides long. Its product is annotated as acid phosphatase 1. Lineage: Eukaryota; Viridiplantae; Streptophyta; Magnoliopsida; Lamiales; Phrymaceae. The record is from RefSeq and is a predicted model, not a curated record. Gene Ontology annotation, molecular function: acid phosphatase activity.
GGAAGAAACAAAAUUCAAAUCAUCAAAAAGAAUAAAAAAAACUAAAAAAUAAAUAAUCCCCCCACGAUUGGCCGCAAUGGGCCCAUGUUUGAAUGUGUACCCAAGAAAUAAAAAUAAAAUAAAAUAAUAAACUCUUUCAGGAAUGAUUGAUUCUAUUGGCUGAACCACGCAUUUAUAAUUUAUAGUGCAUCAUCAUUAGCCAAUCACAAUUGCAUGUAAAACACACACACACACACCACACCCACAACUGUGUGUUUCUCUCUCUCUCCCUCCCGUUGACUCUACGUCACUCCGCCAUUAAAAUAACCUCUCCCACAGUCCCAAAAUCCAAGCUUUUCUCGACCAUAUUUACAUCAAAGAACAAUCUUCGGAAACUCCGAUGAAUUUUCCCCGCCGUCCCAUCACGAUUUCCGCGCUCAUCUUUUUGUUGACCGUUUUGCCCCUCGCCUUUCCCAAAGAGACAUCUUCAAGCACCGACCACCAAUUUCCCCGGCCAUUGAUCCUCGAAAUUAAUGAAUCCCACCACUUGAAAAAAUCGCCGGCCGCCGAAGAAUCCGAAUUGCAGUGCACAAGCUGGCGGGUGGCUGCGGAGGCGAAUAAUCUAAGCCCAUGGAAGAAAAUUCCAGACGAGUGCGCUGAUUACGUGAAGGAGUAUAUGGAAUACAAGGGUUACGAAAUUGAUCUUCAGAGGGUUUCUAAUGAGUCCGUACUGUACGCAAGAACCCUAAAUUUGAGUGGUUCGGAUGGUAAAUUUUCGUGGGUUUUUGAUGUGGAUGAAACCCUGCUUUCCAAUCUUCCCUAUUAUGUUGACCAUGGUUAUGGGUUGGAAAUAUUUGAUGGUGAGAAAUUUGAUGAGUGGGUUGAAAAGGGUGAGGCCCCUGCUUUGAAGUCUAGUUUGAAGGUUUAUGAAGAGGUUCUAGCGUUGGGGUUUAAGGUUUUCUUGUUGACCGGUCGGAGCGAAAGGUUCCGGAAUAUUACGGCCCGGAAUUUGGUCCGGGCUGGAUUUCGGAAUUGGGAUAAGCUCAUUUUGAGAUCGACAGAGGAUAACGGAAAAACAGCGAUAAAGUACAAGUCAGGAAAGAGAAACGAGCUCGUGCAAGAAGGUUAUAAAAUAUUGGGGAAUUCGGGAGAUCAAUGGAGUGAUUUAUUAGGUACUUCCAUUUCCGAACGUUCGUUCAAGCUUCCCAAUCCAAUGUAUUAUAUUCCUUAACCAGACACUAAUCUUGUCUGAAUACUUUCUGGUUCAAUGUGAACUAGGAAAAAAAAUUGUAUUAUAUUAUAUAUUUAUAUAUUAUUAUUUUAU